Messenger RNA from Drosophila persimilis, 476 nucleotides. RefSeq lists its product as uncharacterized. NCBI's taxonomy places the organism in Eukaryota, Metazoa, Arthropoda, Insecta, Diptera, Drosophilidae. The coding region runs from base 83 to 406 and encodes 107 amino acids. The transcript has 3 exons. The record is from RefSeq and is a predicted model, not a curated record.
UUGACAAAGCUGGAUAAGUAGAGAAGAUCCAUAAACAGAGCUAUUUUCGGAGAGAGAUUGUAAACGAGCAACAGCCACAAAUAUGAACUACAAGUUUCCUAUAUUUUGUAUAAUAUUCAACUUAUUUUGUAUGGAUUUGCUAGGCAGCGCCAGCUGUCUGCGGGGCACACGCCACGUGUGGCAGCUGCAGCCUCCCAAAGAGAUGGGCAGCUGCAAACGACUAUCACCUCUACGCUCGGAAUUUGAUGACAAAGGAACUGUUCCUGCUAUUGCAGCCCUCAAUAAUGGAUGGUCAACCCUUGGAAAUUUUCUCUCUCAAUAUGCAACUAUUAACCUUUCAGGAAUACAUCCAACAGAUGGGCAACUGAAGAACAAACCGGCGAAGAUACAUCGCAUGUCAAUAUAAGACUCUAACCCACAGUUUCGUUGUCUGUUAAGAGCCUCAUUUUAUAUUUUACAAGUUAAUAAAGAUUAAA